CCCUCCUCCUCCUCCGCCUCCUCUUCGUCCUCUCCUUCCUUUGCCUUUCCGUCUCUUCUUCACCUCCACUGAUCCUGGAACCUUCCAGAUGGAGACGUCAGUGAAGGCAGCUGAAGUCUUAGUUCCCCCCCAACCGGACAAGGCGUCCUCUCUGGAGCCUGAGCACUCUGAGGGCGGAGCAGCAGCUCAUACAUCCUCCUCUUCCUCAGACACCUUCAGCGCCAUGGAGGAGUUCUGCCGCCGGCUGCAGGACAUCGUCAGCACGCAUGGCUCUGCAGCCGCCCUCCUGGACAAACAGAUGCAACAGAGUGUUGUGGAGGCGGAAAUGGAGAAGCUGAAGGAGGAGGUGAAAGCUGACCUCAUAGUUGCCACAGACACAGACAUCUCACUCAUCAAGCAGAGUCUGAACAACCUGUCAUCUGCUGAGGAGAAACUGGAGGACCUGGUGGGGAAGUAUGCCGACCUGGCAGCGCUGCGUCGCAGCGAUGAGCAGAAGCUGAACGUUUUGCAGCAGAAGCUGUCGCUCCUGCAGGAGGAACGGAAGCAGCUGCAGGCUGAAAAUCACAGCAGCCUCGCAGCUCGCAGCAAGCUGGAGACUCUGUGCAGAGAGCUGCAGGUGUACCACAACACCAUCAGGGAGGAGACGCUGCAGCGCUGCAGGGAGGAUGAGGAGAAGAGGAAGGAGAUGAGCUCCCACUUCCAGGAGAUGCUGACGGAGAUCCAGGCUCAGAUCGAGCAGCACAGCGCCCGGAAUGACAAGCUGCGCCUGGAAAACUGCAACCUGACCGACAAACUGGAGAACCUCAUGACCCAGUGUGAGCGCAGGGAGGAGAGCUUAGAGAAGAUCGACAAGCAUCACGACCUGCAGCUGAAGCUGACCGAGGCCCGACUGCAGCAGGCCAACGCGCUGCUGGCCGAGGCCGAGGAGAAGCACAGCAGGGAGAAGGAGUAUUUACUGGUUGAGGCUGCUCAGUGGAAACUGCAGGCUAAGACACUCAGAGAGCAGGGGACUGUCAUGCAGGCACAGCUGACCCUCUACGCUCAGAAGUUUGAUGACUUUCAGGAAACUUUGGCCAAAAGCAACGAAAUCUAUGUCCGCUUCAGAGAGGAGAUGAACAACAUGUCUGAUAAGAUGAAGAAGGUGGAGAAAGAGUCCAACGUGUGGAAAACUAGGUUUGAGAACUGCAACAAGGCUCUGACGGACAUGAUUGAGGAGAGAGGUGAGAAAGGAAAAGAGUACGAACUCUUUGUCCUGAAGAUUCAGAAGUUGGAGAAGCUUUGCCGUGCUCUUCAAGAUGAGAGGAAAGUCCUCUAUGAGAAGAUCAAGGACGUUCGACAGUCCAACUCCAGCCUCCCAUCCAAGCUCUCCAACUUUGUUGACGCCCCUGAAGGUGUUGAUGAAUCUGAACUGGUGGUUUCUGAGGAUGUCCAGGAGGAUGACCCGGUUCUGACGGAGAACAUGGCCCGUCUGAAGGAGGAGCAGACUAAGCUGCAGGAGUUCGCCGCCUCCCUGUUGGCAACGCCAGACUUUAAUGAUGAUCCAGAGGAAAAGGAGGAGCUGGACCUUGAAGAGGAUAUUGUCGCUUCUGCAUUUGUCCAGUUUAAAACUAAACCUCAGGACAAACAGAACCUGGUUUCAGAACCGGAGCUGGUAGAAGAUGUAAAACCAGCAGAAUCUGAUCUCCCACAAUUAGUUCAAUCUGAGGAAGUCCAAAAGACUCCAAUUCCUGAGGAGACGAGUUCUGAAACAAUACAGACUGGCCCUCAUCUGGAAGUUGAGGAGGUUCAGAAACAAGUCAAGGCUGGAGACGUGGAACCCUUCAAGCAGCCAGAACCACGGCCUGAGAUGACCCAGGCCGAUCCAGAACCACGGCCUGAGAUCAUCCAGGCCGAUCCAGAACCACGGCCUGAGAUCAUCCAGGCAGAUCCAGAACCACGGCCUGAGAUGACCCAGGCAGAUCCAGAACCACAGCCUGAGAUGACCCAGGCAGAUCCAGACCCACGGCCUGAGAUGGCCCAGGCAGAUCCAGAACCACGGCCUCAGAUCACCCAGGCAGAUCCCGAACCAGAAACAAAGACCAUGAUCCUGCAGGAGGAUGGCGAGCAACCAGAAAAAGAUGAAAAGAUCCAAAGGCAGCAAGUGACUGAACCAAAACCGGUACCAAAAGAGUCAAAUCCUCCAUCUGAAGACACGUCCAGAUCUGCUGCUUCUUCCAAGAAACCGGCGCCGAAGAAGAAGAAGAAGAGGAACAGCAAGAGCACGAGCUAAACACGAAGUUCGGACCGAGGGUGGGAGUGUUUGUGUGUGACUAGAUUUUAUAAAAACGUAAAAGUCUGUUUGUCCAAGCUGCUGCAGCCGAGACGUCAAUCCAGAGUCACCGAGGUGGGAAGGAGAACCGAACCGAAGACGGAGUUCAUUCAACAGCCCUUUUCACGUACAGCAGCCGAACAGAACCGCUGGCUGGCGUCCACACCAGUUGAGACAAAACUGUAGAAAGUCUUCAAUAAAGCAGUUUUUCACUUAAA
Molecule: messenger RNA, 2526 nt
Organism: Melanotaenia boesemani (Boeseman's rainbowfish)
Lineage: Eukaryota; Metazoa; Chordata; Actinopteri; Atheriniformes; Melanotaeniidae
Gene: txlnba
Product: taxilin beta a
Exons: 11
Coding region: 89-2269 (726 amino acids)
Molecular function (GO): syntaxin binding
Source: RefSeq, a predicted model, not a curated record